GCGGCAAUUGGCGGCGCAGGACCCGCUCACUCUGACGAAUCAGGCCGGCGCGCGCGCACCGCAGUGGACAGUGAGACAGUGCCCGUGCUUGUGUCAGUGAAAUAUUUGUGAAAAUUCAGAUGGUUGCUCGGCGCUCGGCGUGAGGCAUGCCUCGAGACUCGUACGAGAUGAACUCCCGGCAGCUGUCCCGCGGCAGCUCGCUGUUCGGCGGCGACCCGCAGGCGCAGCUCCGCACCGCGCUGCGCACCAACGACUUCCCCACCUUCAAGAAACUCGUCAGCCUCGGCGCCGUCGACCUCGAGUUCGUCAACCCCUACCCCGACCACAAGACCUGCCUCGAGCUCGCCAUCACCGAACCCAACAGAAACGAAUUCGUCAAAGUCCUCCUUCAGCACGAAGCCCAGGUCAACAGGGUCAACGAGACCCACGCCUGCGCUCCUAUACAUUUCGCCGUCGAAUGUGGCAAUAUCGAGGCGCUCAAACUGUUGCUCGACGAUGACAGAAUUGACGUCAACGUCAAAAGCAAAGGGAAUACGGCUCUGCUGAUGGCGAUAAAGAAAAUCGAAGAUUUAGAAGAUGAGCGCGAGCGAGAGCUCGCCACCUACGAAGACAUGAUCGAACUCCUGCUGAAGGCGGGCUGCGACGCGAACGCUCCGGACCUCAAAGGAGUGACGCCCGUGUACUCAGCAGCAAAACAAGGCCUGGAGAGAGUCAUCACCUUCAUCAUAGAUUACGCACAAACCCCAGUCGACAUCGAUACCUACAAAGACAGACGUGGCAAAACAGCUCGAUAUUUCCUAAAAGAAGCGUUCCCGCAUUUAGUUGAUAAAUUCGAUACUGAGGUAGAACUGAUCAACGUUGACAAACUCUUCUCGUAUUUAAGUCGGCACGAUGAAAACGGAUUCAUACGCGACUUUACAAAACUCGUCAAAAAGAGCGACCAUCGCCCAGCGUUGGCUUCUAAUAAUGGAAUAUUCACAAUGUUACAGUUUGCAACCGACAAGGGUUUAGACAGAAUAGUCGAAACCUUGCUUAACGCAGGCGCAGAUCCUAACGCCACUUGUUCAGGUGAAACUAUGAGACCCGUAGCACUCGCAUGCAAAAAUGGCUACUGUAAAAUUCUCAAAAUGUUUGUCGACAACGACUCUACGUUAUUCGAACCGGUCAACGGCGAGUCAUUAAUACAAAUCACGGUAAAGGGAAUGAGGUCGUACUCCAACAAUCCUAAAGCAGAUUUCAAUGGAUGUUUGGAGCUACUACUUAAGAAUCCCAAGAUUAACAUAAACGUGAAUUAUGCUGAUAAUAAGAAUAACACGGCGCUGCACUACGCCGCUAGAAAUGGCGACCACGAGACAGUUUUAGCGCUGCUGCGGCAAGGCGCGUGCGUGGGGCUGCGGAACGCGUUCGACGAGCCGCCGCUGGCCGACAUCGGCGCCCGCACGCUGGAGGCCUACCUCGACGAGUGCGUCACCACCAACGGAGAACGACCCAGCGACGACGACUACGAGAUCCACAUGAAGUACAGCUUCCUAGUCUACCCCAACAACUCCCUCGAAAACGAAACUUGCAAAACUCCUUUGUUGGACGCAUCGAACAAUAACGUGAAGGAAUGCGACGCGAUCCUGGCACCUGAGACUGAUGCCCUCUUGUACAUGACGAGAAACGAGGAGCUGCGGCCGCUCCUGAAGCACCCGGUUAUAACCAGUUUCCUCUACUUGAAGUGGCAGAGAAUAAGCUGCUUAUUCUACGCUAACAUAACGUUUUAUUCUCUUUUAUGGUUGUGCUUGAUUCUCUACAUCAUACUGGGAUAUAGCGUGGAGGGGAAAAAGUCAAAUUCCAUUGACGUAUUAAACGUCGUCACGCACGUUGGGGCGAUCAUUGGGUUGAUACUUUUAAUCAUACGAGAAUUAUUUCAAUUAUUAGUGUCGCCGUAUAGAUAUUUGCAGAGCGUUGAGAAUUGGAUGGAAAUAUUCUUAAUAUUUGUGACGGCGGUGAUAGUGUGCGACAACUCGGCCGCGGAGUCGACGCGGCAGCAACUGUCUGCAGUCGCCAUCUUGCUGUCCUCCGCCGAGUUGGUGCUCCUAAUCGGGCAGUUCCCGACUUUAUCUACCAAUAUAGUUAUGCUGAAGACAGUAUCUUGGAAUUUCUUUAAGUUUUUACUUUGGUACUGCAUUCUGAUUAUCGCAUUCGCGUUGAGUUUCUACACAUUAUUCAACAAAGAUGGGAAAGACGAAGAUCAAGUGGCACCGGACCCGAAUAAAACUGAGAAGGACGAUGAAGAAGAAAAUUUCUUCGUAGACCCGGGGCGAUCUCUGUUCAAAACUAUAGUAAUGUUAACAGGAGAAUUCGACGCGAGUUCCAUUAAAUUCGGUACAUUCCCAGUGACCAGCCAUAUUAUUUUCAUUGUUUUUGUAUUCAUGAUUCCGAUCGUUCUAUUUAAUUUACUGAACGGUUUAGCGGUAAGCGACACGCAGGAGAUCAGAGCGGACGCGGAACUCGUUGGACACGUUUCUAGAGUAAGAUUGAUAUCAUACUUUGAAAGCGUACUCAUCGGACACACCAAGCCGUACUCUCAGCCGUCCUGCUUCGCCUGUCUGCCCGCGUGGAUGCAGGACCUAAGCAUAAUAACACCAAAGACGCUAUGCUUGAGGCCUUUUGCAAAACGCAUAUCUCUGUUCCCGCACUUUUUGCCUAAAUAUAGAAUACUGGUGAAACCGAACAAGGAUAACAUAAUUGAGAUACCGAAGGCGGAGCCAAAACAGAAGUUCGGUGAUGAUGAUGAAGAUAUUGAGAUUGGCGGAUGCUGCUUCGAAAGGUGUCAGAACUACAGACUCGACAGGAAGAUUGUGAAAAACGCUAAAAUGGUGAUAAGCAAGAAAAAUGAGGUCUCAGAAAUUGAUGUGUUGAAAACAAAAAUAGAUGAGCUACAUAAAUUGCUAAAAGAAUCGUUGCUAAAACGUUAGUACUUGUAGUACGCAACUAACAAAAUAUGGUUGUUGUAAGUCAAUUUGAUAAUACCUAUAUAUUCUGUAUUAAGUUUAUACAUAAUUGUAAUGGUAACAAUUUAGUGCUUGCUUUUUGUAUUUUUACACGUUGUCUUUAACAGUAUAAUGUAACUUUACGAAUCUCAUAUUUAAGCUGCCUUCCACUAAAAUAAUUCUAUACCUAUUUAUAAUAAAAUAUGAUUUAU
Molecule: messenger RNA, 3190 nt
Organism: Leguminivora glycinivorella
Lineage: Eukaryota; Metazoa; Arthropoda; Insecta; Lepidoptera; Tortricidae
Gene: pain
Product: transient receptor potential cation channel protein painless
Biological process (GO): monoatomic ion transport; transmembrane transport
Cellular component (GO): membrane
Molecular function (GO): protein binding; monoatomic ion channel activity
Source: RefSeq, a predicted model, not a curated record